AUGAAAAUCACAAAGAUCUUUUAUUUCUUCGCCGCCUUAUUGGCCUUAAACUUCAUUGCCCCAAACUACUUUAACGGAUAUGUAGAAGCAAAAAAACCCUUAACACCAGCUGAAAAGAAAAAGAGAAACCAACAAAUUAUGUUAAUCUCUGGUAUUACCUCAGCUUUAGCAGUUCUCAUUGGUGCCGGUGUAGGUCUUGGAAUCCACUACAAAAACAAAAAUAACGGUGAUGAAAAGAAAGAUAAAGCUGGAGCAAAAACCACAACCGCCGCCCCAAAAAACUAA
This is a messenger RNA of Plasmodium adleri (nom. inval.), 285 nucleotides long. RefSeq names its product early transcribed membrane protein 11.2. NCBI's taxonomy places the organism in Eukaryota, Apicomplexa, Aconoidasida, Haemosporida, Plasmodiidae. The record is from RefSeq and is a predicted model, not a curated record. The coding region runs from base 1 to 285 and encodes 94 amino acids. The transcript has a single exon.